Messenger RNA from Fundulus heteroclitus (mummichog), 2555 nucleotides. RefSeq names its product serine protease inhibitor A3N. The record is from RefSeq and is a predicted model, not a curated record. Gene Ontology annotation, molecular function: serine-type endopeptidase inhibitor activity. The transcript is spliced from 4 exons. Bases 148 to 1515 code for a protein of 455 amino acids. Gene Ontology annotation, biological process: negative regulation of endopeptidase activity. Lineage: Eukaryota; Metazoa; Chordata; Actinopteri; Cyprinodontiformes; Fundulidae.
CAGUGUUUGCUCAGGGCUCAACCCAAAGGUUAAAAGCUCAGCUCCAGAGAUCGAUACGCUUUCAACACAACAGCCGCUCCUGCUCCGAGCCCACACCACUUCCCUGAAGCAGGAGUGUGGCCUGUCUUCUGCCCAAUCGGGGCCAGGAUGGUAAGAGGAGACGUUAAGAUGUCUGUCAUGUAUAGUUUAGCAUGUAUUACAAUGCUAGCAUUGCUGAGUGGCUCCUCGGGACACAGAUCGGCUCUGCCAAACACCGAGAAGCUCCUCCGCAGGCCUGUGCGACGGGAUGUGAUGGCCAUUCCGCUGAAUCAGCUGAAAACAACAGCCCUGAACACAGCCUUGGCCUUUGAACCUUACCAAGACCUGACCACUAGAAGUGCUGUGGAGCAGCAGAACAAUGUCUUGUUCUCGCCGUUGGGGCUGGCAUCGGCUCUCGCCACGCUGUGCCGGAUCUCUGGACCGGAGAGUCGGAGGCAGGCGUUGCAGGCCCUGGGCGUCGCGGCCGACGCGUCACCGGAAAGCGUGGAGGCCACCAUAUCUGCUCUUGCAGACCUGCAACACAACCUCACUCUCAGGGAGGGAGGGGCGGAAGGUGGCGUCCAGAAGGGACAGUCCGAGGCUGCGGUGGCGAUUGGCGGUGACACGGUAGGGGCCGAUGCAGCGAACGCUUCUGACGUAAACGAUGGAGCAGGGGGGAGCAGGGGAGCUGAGAGUCACUCCCACCCUCGCAGUCGGCUACGAAUAUGGAGCCAGCUUCACGUUGAUGGAACACCCUCAGCGGACUUUGAAGGUUUCUUAUCCCAGCUGCAGCAUCCAGGACAACCUGGCAUGAACAUCAGCUUUGAGACACAGAUGAAAGAUCUGCAAGACUCAGACAAACUUAUACUCAACAGUUUUGUGUAUUUUCAAGGUCUGCAGCCUUUUGAACGGCGCCACACCGUGCUGCGCAGCUUCCAGCUCAAUGCCACGACCUCCGUGGAGGUUGACACGAUGUUCCUGGACGACUCGUCCGAGGUGAUGAUGCUGUACGACACCAACUGCUCCGUCACCGUGGUGCGGCUGGCCUUCACGGGCCGGCUGGCGUCGCUCUUCCUGCUGCCCAAAGGAGAGAUUCAGCCGCUGGAGGCCUGCCUCUCUGACAGCCGCAUGAGGUUCUGGAUCAGCAACCUGAAGCCUGGGAGGGCGGAAAUCCGUCUCCCGAAGUUUCGCCUGAGAAAAUCCUACAGUUUGGAGAGUAUCCUCAGAAAUUCUGGGAUAUCGUCGCUUUUCUUGCCUGGAGCCAACUUCUCCGGGGGACAGGGGAGGAGGAAGCUGCAACUCCAUGAGGCCCCUCACGAGGUGAUGCUGGAGGUGGAGGAGUCCGGAUCAGGAGAGACGGGGAGAACGGACGUUCCGCUGGACUUCUCUGUCCCCCAGAGAAUCACCUUCGACAGACCGUUUAUCUUCAUCGUCUACGAUCAUCUGACUGGGAUGGUGCUGCUCAUAGGCAGGAUCGCCGAUCCCUCGAACGCCUAGAUACCACAAAGUGCUUUCUCCCUUCUGUCUUUGUUCAUUUCCUGUGUUUACCUACGAGACAGGAUAGCUUGGGUUAGACUUUUUUUUCCCCCAGCAGUGUUGCAUUUCAAAAGAGAGGAGAAAGCAACAUUUCCAGGGAGUUCAUAGAAGUGAGUGCAUAUUGAUUUUCAAACAUUAGGAGAUGAUUUAUGGUUUAUUUCUCCAUUUUCGGAAACUGAUGAAAAGACGUUCAAAUUGCUGCUAUUUAUCCCUGUGACUGAAUCACUGCUAUCUGGUAAAAACAUAAAACAUUUUUUCUUCCAUUACAAAAGCAUUUUCUCUGUUGUCUUUUUCCGCCACGAAACCCAUUUCCUCCCUUAACGUCUCUUUAUCUUCUUAAGCAAUUAUUGGGAAAUUGCUUUGCAAGAGUAUCUAGGCUCAUUCGCUGACACAAAACAGCCAAGGCUGCUGAAAUAGUGUCACAUUUUAGUGGCUUCCUGCAACUUUUUGCCUAAGUCAGGCAGCCAUGUGGCAAAACCACAUUGAUAUUUACCUCCCCAAGGAGAUGAUGAAUAGAGGAUAGCUUGAUGAAAAGGACGGUAGAUCCAUCAUAACUAACAGAAAUGUCAGCCUAUUAAUCAGCAAGGCUUUCACCGAUUCAUUGAGAAACCCAAGAUCAAGAGCCAGAAGGAACCUGCUCCGGAUCCAGGGAUGGCCUACAUGUGAAAAUUUCAAGUUAACUUCAUUACUUAUGUGAUCCUUUUUCUCAAGCCUUUUCAAGCGGGGCCUGCAAAGUGUUCCUCUGAACACAUUAAAUGAGUCUGAAGUUGAAUCCUCUAAUAAAACAGACCCUUUAAAGCUUUAGACCAUUUCCCCCUGUCUCAAUCCGUUUUAAUUUAACUACUGCCUGAUUACGGGCUGAUCCUUGUCUGUGUUUUUGCUUUUUAUGCGUUUUUCUAUGCAUGUUAAGUCUUGUGUUUUUGGUGAUCGUGUUUGUCUGCGCUGCUUCGCUGUGCCUUUAAAUUUCCCCUCGGGGACAAAUAAAGUUUUAUUGAACUGAA